AUGUCUCUCAAGGGAAAGACUGCCAUCAUCACCGGAGGAGCUAAGAAUCUUGGCGCCGAUAUUGCCAAAGAGCUCGCUGCCCUUGGAGCCAACCUGGCCUUGCAUUACAACUCUACCAAGUCGAAGGAAGAUGCCACAAAGUUCGAAGCUGUGCUCAAGCAGAAGUACCCUGGCAUCAAGUUCCAGUUCUACCAAGCCGACCUCACCACCGAGGCUGCCGUCAACAAGCUGUUUGACUCUGUGAAGAAGGACUUUGGGAGGAUUGAUAUUGUUAUCAACACGGUCGGCAAGGUGCUCAAGAAGCCAAUUCAAGAUGUUACGGAAGCCGAGUACGAUGAGAUGUUUGCGGUCAAUUCCAAAUCUGCAUUCUUCAUUCUCAAGGCCGGCGCUAAAAACGUCGAGGACGGUGGCAAGCUGAUUACCAUUGUCACGGCCCUCCUCGCUGCCUUUACCGGCUUUUACACUUCGUACGCCGGAUCCAAGGCUCCAGUUGAACACUUCACCCGUGGCGUCGCAAAGGAGCUUCAGCCCCGCGGAAUCAGUGUCAACGCAGUUGCUCCCGGCCCCAUGGAUACUCCCUUCUUUUACCCACAAGAGUCUCCCGAGGCUGUUGCUUUCCACAAGAGCCAAGCUCUCGGCGGUCGCCUCACCAAGACCGAGGACAUAGCACCGAUUAUCCGUUUCCUCGUCACGGAGGGUGGCUGGAUCACAGGCCAGACAUUGUUUGCUAACGGUGGCUACACUACUAGGUAA
Metarhizium brunneum ARSEF 3297 is the source of this 753-nucleotide messenger RNA. RefSeq names its product Short-chain type dehydrogenase/reductase (gene SDR1). NCBI's taxonomy places the organism in Eukaryota, Fungi, Ascomycota, Sordariomycetes, Hypocreales, Clavicipitaceae. The record is from RefSeq and is a predicted model, not a curated record.